CCUGUCACCAUCCCAUUGAGCAGCUAUAGUUGUAGAUAGAGAGAUAGACAGAUACCACUGAGCAGACCCUUUGGCUUCUUUCACUGCCACCUGAAUUACCUCAUAAAAGCCAAGCCCUCUAUUUCUAUGGUCUUUGAUUGAAUGGCUUCAUCUCUUUUCACAAGGACUCUCUUGGGUCAUCAUCGCCUUUUCCACUCUGCUUCACACUCACUCUGUCAAAAGCCCCAAAUUUUCUCUUCUCUGUUCAAUAGGGGAAUAGAACACUUACGAGCUGACCCUGCCUAUACGAAAUAUAAAGCAUCUGGUUGGGUUCCGCGUGUAAUGGCUUCGUCAGUAGCUGGGGCAAGAGCAGAGUUUACAACACAAUCUGUGUCUACAACUGAGCCUGUUGUUUCUGUUGAUUGGCUCCAUGCUAACCUUAAGGAGCCUGAUCUGAAGGUGUUGGAUGCCUCUUGGUACAUGCCUGAUGAGCAAAGGAAUCCAAUUCAAGAGUAUCAGGUUGCUCACAUUCCUGGUGCACUUUUCUUUGAUGUAGAUGGAAUCUCAGAUCGCACUACAAAAUUACCGCAUAUGUUACCAUCAGAGGAAGCCUUUGCUGCUGCUGUUUCUGCUCUUGGCAUUGAGAACAAAAAUGAUCUAGUGGUGUAUGAUGGAAAAGGGAUCUUUAGUGCAGCUCGUGUGUGGUGGAUGUUCCGAGUAUUUGGCCAUGACAGAGUCUGGGUUUUAGAUGGAGGCCUACCAAGUUGGCGUGCAUCUGGAUAUGAUGUUGAAUCUAGUGCAUCUGGUGAUGCAAUUUUAAAAGCUAGUGCUGCCAGUGAGGCAAUAGAGAAAGUAUACAAGGGACAAGCAGUUGGGCCAACUACAUUUCAGACUAAGUUUCAGCCACAUCUUGUCUGGACUAUUGAUCAGGUUAGAAAAAAUGUUGAAGAAAGAACUCACGAACAUAUAGAUGCCCGAUCAAAGGCCAGGUUUGAUGGAACUGCAUUGGAGCCCCGGAAAGGGAUAAGAAGUGGUCAUGUACCUGGAAGCAAGUGUGUCCCUUUUCCUCAGUUGUUGGAUUCUUCUGAGACACUCUUACCAGCAGAUAAGUUGAAAAACAGAUUUGAUGAAGCAGGCAUCUCUUUGGAAAGCCCUAUUGUUACUUCAUGUGGGACUGGUGUAACUGCUUGCAUUCUUGCACUGGGUCUUCAUCGACUCGGUAAGCCUGAAGUAGCAGUCUAUGAUGGAUCUUGGACUGAAUGGGGAGCGCAGUCCGACACACCCAUCGACACUUCUUCGUAAAGUGUUUAAAUCCAGUGGUAUUGCUGGAAGCUUGUUGGCACCAUGAGCAACCUCGGGCCUGGUUGCUUACUCAUAUUAUGACAAAAGAGGUUGUAUCUAAGUUAAAAAAAUCUUGUUAUAAGUCGUGUUAUUGAAUCCCAACGUGUGUUUUCACUGUUUAAAAUCUCAACCUCUACGCCCCUCUGUUUGAAUCCUAUUGGGGAUCUUAUGUGGCACAUGAAUCAAAGCAGCAGAUUGGAAGAGGUUUAAGGCA
Molecule: messenger RNA, 1534 nt
Organism: Prunus avium (sweet cherry)
Lineage: Eukaryota; Viridiplantae; Streptophyta; Magnoliopsida; Rosales; Rosaceae
Gene: MST1
Product: mercaptopyruvate sulfurtransferase 1
Cellular component (GO): mitochondrion
Molecular function (GO): thiosulfate-cyanide sulfurtransferase activity
Source: RefSeq, a predicted model, not a curated record